This is a messenger RNA of Notodromas monacha, 1542 nucleotides long. The record is from the annotation of a GenBank genome assembly. Lineage: Eukaryota; Metazoa; Arthropoda; Ostracoda; Podocopida; Cyprididae.
GGAAUCGAUUUUCGAUGGACCUGGGUCAUGGAGUUGAUGUUAUGCUUGAACUGUCGCAUGUCGUUAUUCUUAUUCGUGGGUUGUGGUGUACGCGUGUGCUCGAGUUUUUAGCUAUGUGUUUUUGGGAUGCAUUUGUUGUUUCGUGAAGAUUUCAAACUGGGUAACAGUUGUGUGGCAAGGCCGGGGUCGAGUACCUUUGGCGACCCGCUGGUCAUCGAAAGUGCUCCCGGCUGCCAUGUGACAAGUCCAGGGAUAGAUCGUCUGGAAUCCCCUCCUGAUCUUCCUGUUCCUGUGCGGAAAUCUUCGAAGAAGCGUCAAGUCGUAAAGUGGGAUCCCGCUAUUGAUUCUUGUGCGAAUUCGUUGAGGAUUCCUUCUCCUGGAGUCAUGAGCAACAACAGUGGGUUUAGUCGAAGUUUCGACAUGAACCAGUCUUUACCGUCAAUUGGGAACGCGGGUCGUGUCAUCCUGACCAAAUUCCUUUUGAACCCGUUAACCAGAGCAAAUGGCCUGAACUCAUUAUCUUUGGUUGGUGGCUUGAGUCCAAGCGUGAAUCUCUCAGUUGGAACUAAUCAAUCCCUGGAUCAAAGUGGAUGGUCUUUUUAUCAAUUUGUGAGGAACGAAGUUUCAACAGCGGGCUCCAGAAAUCCCCACAAAGCUGUUUUCUCGCUCAAUGCUAAAACUUCCCGGAUUCUGAUUGCCAACAAACUCGGUUGCAGAUUGCUCGGAGUGUCAGCGGAAGAGAUAGCCUCACAAAAAUUGAAGUUGAAGCAGUUUUUGCGGGAAACCAAGUAUCAAGAUGCGAUUACGGAGAUGGAAGUGGACGGUAGUGGAGAUCCCGUCAUUUUCCCCGGGAAUGUGGUGGAAAUUACUGCAAAAAAUGGCAAAAGUGUUUUGGUUUCAUUAUGGGUCCGGCUUUUGAAUGGAGCUGAAGGUGCUGAUGAGAAUGUCGCAGUUGCGGUUGCUGAGCCCGUUAUUCGAGCUGAUGCUGUUUUGCAACUCGGAACCGAAGGAAAGAUUGUAUGGUUUGACGCUGUAGCCCGCGAAAUUUUCGACCUCUCCGAAGACCACUUGAACGAAAUGGACGCCACAACACUUUUACCCAAGCUCAGCAUCUCUUCCGAAAUGCCUUCGGAUCUCGACUGUAGUCUCAACCAUCAGUCCCUGGUUGCCAGAGGUGUCGAUGGUCUCGGAACGUUUCCCGUGACAGUGACAACGUUUGAGUCGUCUGACUUGGCAACCAUGUGCGAAAUGGCUGCCCCGCAAGCCGAAGAAUUCCUGCCUGCGGAUUUUGAUUUCGAGCGUGGAACCCACGUUGUGGUUGUGUCGAUUUAUGGGAACCUCAGUGGGCUAGUGUUGGUGGAUGAGGAUGGGAAAAUUGUGGAUGUGAACCCGAGUUUCGCGCUGCUCACUUUUGGGUGGAACCGGGCUGCCGUAGUUGGUCAGAGUGUCAAAGUUAUGCUGCCAACUUUCUAUCGGGAUUGCGAAGUGGAUGAAUCAGAUUCAAUGCCAUUGCCUCCGAUGGAUGACAUGAAGGAUGACUGA